CUUCGCAUUAUCUUCAUCAAUCACAGAAAUACUUCAUUUUACUAUCUUUUACUCUCUUCGACUUUCGCACUGUACGAACAGCAAAGAUGUCUUUACUCAAACGUCCUCCUCGGCAACGAAAAGGAGGCCUCACUUUUUCAUCCGCACCUCAGAAGAGGCAGCGCUCAGCAUCGCCCAUUCCGAUACCAACAAAACGCAAUCGCCUUUCACCGAUCGAUUCGACAGAGACCACGAUUCAGACAAGAGUACUCGUCAUCUCAGACACCCACGGAGUCUCCGCCCUCCCGCAAAUCUUGUCACAUGACCUGAAAAUAGAUGUUGUCCUCCACUGCGGCGAUCUCUCAGAAUGUGGGACUUUGGAAGACACAGAAGACGGAAAGAAACUGCAUGAUGAGGCUCGAGAGAUAUGGACUAGUGCCUCAGUAAAGGAAGCCGGGAUCGAACUUUUGGCUGAAGGAAUUCACGAAUUCGCUCUGGACAAUGGUGCAAGGCUCCGGAUAUACGCAAGUCCUUACACGAUCAAUAGCCAGAGGGUUACAGAAUGGGGCUUUGGCUACGGCAGCGGAGAGAAUAGAUUCAACUCGGAAGGAGAAGGAAUCUCGUAUGGCAAGGCUGUGGGAACGGAGGAGAGUGUGCUGAAUGGAGAUAAGGAGGUAGAUGUGAUAAUGACGCAUGGACCGGCUAGGUACAGGCUGGAUCUUUCAUCUGGCUCGGAGAGCCUUGGGUGUCCACACCUAUUCAGAGCGAUGCGGAGAAUUCGGCCGAAGUUACAUGUCUUUGGCCACGUACAUAACGCUUACGGCGCCGAGAUUGUCCGUUGGGAGGACAACAAACACCUACCAGAGGAUGAUCAUGUUGACGAUGGCAUCCAAGCGAAAACGAAGACUGAAGGAUUUGUUGAAGAUGGCGUGAAGAGGAUUGGAAUCAGCGCACGGGCAACCGGAGCCGAGACGGUGUUUGUAAAUGCUGCAUUGAUGGGACGGGAUGGAGUAUUGGAAAAUGUGCCGUGGUUAGUGGAUGUUGGAUUGGAACCUGUAUGA
Mollisia scopiformis is the source of this 1040-nucleotide messenger RNA. RefSeq lists its product as uncharacterized. Bases 87 to 1040 code for a protein of 317 amino acids. Gene Ontology annotation, molecular function: hydrolase activity. The record is from RefSeq and is a predicted model, not a curated record. NCBI's taxonomy places the organism in Eukaryota, Fungi, Ascomycota, Leotiomycetes, Helotiales, Mollisiaceae. The transcript is spliced from 2 exons.